Exophiala dermatitidis NIH/UT8656 is the source of this 1878-nucleotide messenger RNA. RefSeq names its product DNA topoisomerase III. Gene Ontology annotation, cellular component: nucleus. The record is from RefSeq and is a predicted model, not a curated record. Gene Ontology annotation, molecular function: DNA topoisomerase type I (single strand cut, ATP-independent) activity; DNA binding. Bases 1 to 1878 code for a protein of 625 amino acids. The transcript has 3 exons. NCBI's taxonomy places the organism in Eukaryota, Fungi, Ascomycota, Eurotiomycetes, Chaetothyriales, Herpotrichiellaceae. Gene Ontology annotation, biological process: DNA topological change.
AUGCCCGGUCCCAAGAUUCUAUGCGUUGCAGAAAAGCCCGCAAUAGCCAAAGCCGUCGCCCAGCAUCUUGCGGGUGGCCAGCUAAAUACGCGUCCGAUUCGCGGUAGUCAAUAUGUGAAGAACUAUGAGUUCGAGUUCAAUUUUCGAGAAUGGGGCAAUUGCUCGGUCACAAUGACCAGUGUGCUGGGCCAUCUGACAGCCCUGGAUUUUGACCCGAGAUACAAGAGCUGGAAGUCGUGUCCACCCAGCCAAUUGUUCGACGCAACAACCUUGGUUACCAUCGACAAAGACAAGAAGCCCAUCGCCGACAAUAUCCAGCAACAGGCUCGUUAUGCUCGAAUUCUCUUCAUCUGGACCGAUUGCGACCGUGAAGGCGAGCACAUCGGUGGCGAAGUCCGCGAUCAGGCCAAGAAGGGCAAUCCGAACAUCCUUGUAAAGCGAGCAAAGUUCAGCAACACCGAAAGAGCUCAUGUUAUACAGGCAGCACACUCCCCCAUCGACAUGGAUGAGCGCCAAGUCAGUGCUGUGGCCGCCAGGAUAGAGCUCGACUUGCGUAUAGGAGCAUCCUUUACCAGGCUGCAGAGUCUUGAACUACAGUGUUUGAGCGAAAAUCUCCGCGACAAGAUGAUCAGUUACGGCUCCUGUCAGUUCCCCACCCUUGGAUUUGUGGUCGAUCGCUACAACAGAGUGCGGAACUUUAAGCCAGAGCUCUUUUGGUCGAUCAAGCUAGUGCAGGUUCGCGCUGGGAUCAAGGUCAACUUCAACUGGCGGAGAGUGCAUCUUUUCGACCGAGCUGUGGUCACUAUACUUUUCGAGGCAUGUCUUGAUGCAAAAUAUGCCCGAGUCACCAAGGUGCAAACAAAGCCGACGUCGAAAUGGCGCCCGUUGCCUCUAACCACUGUGGAACUGCAAAAGCUCGGGAGUCGUUUUCUACAUAUGACUAGUCACCAAGUCAUGUCCGUCGCGGAGAAGCUCUAUACAAAAGGCUUCAUCAGCUAUCCGCGCACGGAGACCGACCAGUUUCCUCAAGGGUUCGGCUUUCAGCCUAUCAUUGAACGCCAGACCCGAGAUGAUCGUUGGGGCCGGUAUGCGCAGGGACUGCUUGACGGCGGCUUCCGAACGCCUCGGUCCGGGAGUCAUAAUGAUCAAGCCCAUCCUCCCAUCCAUCCGGUCAAUUAUGCCGCACCUUCGGCUCUCGAUCAGCAUGAAAAGAAGGUGUAUGAGUUUGUGACCAGAAGAUUUCUUGCAUGUUGUUCGGAAGAUGCCAAGGGCGAAGCGACCGACAUUGAACUGCUCUGGGGCACGGAGAUGUUCCACACACAUGGCCUCCUCGUGCGGGAACGAAAUUACCUCGAUGUUUAUGUCUACGAUAAAUGGGAAAGCAGUCAACAACUCCCUAUCUUCACCGUGGGCGAAACGUUCGAGCCUACAGAAGCCAAUAUGGCCGAGGGCAAGACCACUGCGCCGGGAUAUCUUACCGAACCCGAGCUCAUCACCCUCAUGGACGCGAACGGGAUUGGUACUGAUGCCACGAUGGCGGAGCAUAUUGCCAAGAUCAAGGACCGCUCAUACGUUGAUACCCGGCCGCGAUCGGGUGGCGGUCGCAACUCAGUUCAGGAAUUCAUCCCUACAACAUUGGGAGUGGCCUUGAUUGAGGGAUAUGACAACGUGGGUCUCGACGUCAGCGUCAGCAAGCCGUUCCUUCGCAAGGAAAUGGAACUAAAGAUGAAGGCCAUUUCUGAAGGACGCAAGAGUCGAACGGAGGUUGUGCAAGAAAGCCUAGACCAAUACCGUGAAGUCUUUAUCAAGACACAACGCGAGAUUAAUGUUCUGAAGGAAGCUGUGACGAAAUAUGUUGUCAAUGCCGGCGCUCACUGA